This is a messenger RNA of Neohortaea acidophila, 601 nucleotides long. RefSeq names its product ribosomal protein L31e-domain-containing protein. Lineage: Eukaryota; Fungi; Ascomycota; Dothideomycetes; Mycosphaerellales; Teratosphaeriaceae. The transcript has 3 exons. Gene Ontology annotation, biological process: cytoplasmic translation. Bases 36 to 425 code for a protein of 129 amino acids. The record is from RefSeq and is a predicted model, not a curated record. Gene Ontology annotation, molecular function: structural constituent of ribosome. Gene Ontology annotation, cellular component: ribosome; cytosolic large ribosomal subunit.
UCGACCACUUUCACCUCCACCACAACACCGCCACAAUGUCGAGCAAAACGAAGUCGAAGCCCGCCGGCAAGAGCGGCGCAGGCCGAAGCGCCAUCGAGGAUGUCGUCGCGCGCGAAUAUACCAUCCACCUGCACAAGAGAGUCCACGGCGUGCAAUUCAAGAAGCGGGCACCGCGAGCCAUCAAGGAGAUCCGCGAGUUUGCGACCAAGUCUAUGGGAACCACCGACGUCCGCCUCGACCCCCAAUUGAACAAGAAGGUGUGGGAGUCUGGCAUCCGCGGUGUGCCGUUCCGCCUGCGAGUCCGGAUAUCGCGAAAGCGUAACGACGAGGAGGGCGCGAAGGAGAAGCUCUACAGCUACGUGCAGGCUGUGAACGUCAAGAACCCCAAGGGUCUGCAGACCGCUGUCGUUGAGGAUACCGCAUAGAUGGGUCGCUGUCGAAGAGCGAGAGGUGGAUGGAACCAGCAUGAGACAUCGGAACUACUCCUAUUCCAAAACGUCAUGUGGCUAUGCGCUCUGAAGAAGAGCUGCUUGGCCAUGCUUCCGUAGCCUACGCCUCCAGCGCAAAAAUGUUCUUCGUGUCCAACAUCUCUUCACUUGGA